Messenger RNA from Cryptococcus wingfieldii CBS 7118, 1209 nucleotides. Its product is annotated as mitochondrial metalloendopeptidase OMA1. Gene Ontology annotation, biological process: protein quality control for misfolded or incompletely synthesized proteins; mitochondrial protein processing. The coding region runs from base 1 to 1209 and encodes 402 amino acids. The record is from RefSeq and is a predicted model, not a curated record. Lineage: Eukaryota; Fungi; Basidiomycota; Tremellomycetes; Tremellales; Cryptococcaceae. The transcript is spliced from 5 exons. Gene Ontology annotation, molecular function: metalloendopeptidase activity. Gene Ontology annotation, cellular component: mitochondrial inner membrane.
AUGUUCUCAAGAAUAUCCAAGAACACCCUGAAAGACGUUAGCAUCCACCUUCCAGCCCCCACACCCCGUUUUCCAGUCCGACCACCACCACUCUCCCGGCCCUUUCAUACCACUCCCCGCCUUGCAGCUCGUUAUGAACGUUUCGACGAACGGCCAAGCUUUGGAAACGUUGGCGGAGGGUCUUCAGGAGGUGGCGCGGGUGGCGGCGGACCCAGGGGACCGAAUCUGUGGACGUAUAUCAAGCGGAGAGUAGGAGGAGAGAGGGCUGUUUGGGUGUAUGGGAUUGGGAUCGGGGCUGGAGGUGUCUACUAUGUCGCUCACCUCGAAAGAGUACCAGAAACAAACCGCCUACGCUUCAUCGACGUCGACGAAGCCCAAGAAACCGAGCUCGGCCGCCAAACCCAGCUCCAAACCCUCUCCGAAUACUCCACCGCCGUCCUCCCAGCCAACCACCCAAUAACCAAGCGCGUACGCAAGAUCGCCACCCGGAUUAUCGAAAGCUCGAAUCUCGGCAGAGUCAAAAGCGGCGGUGAGAUGGGGGCUGUGGAGGGUAAAGUGCCCUCGUUUGGAGGGGGCGUGGAGAUGAAGGAUAUCUUCUUGGGAGGGAGCGGGGAUGGAUCGCACAGUAUCAAAGAAGGGAAAGAAACAGAGUGGGAAGUCUAUGUCAUUGAUGACAAGAAGACCAAGAACGCUUUUGUCCUGCCCGGCGGCAAGAUCUUUGUCUUUACCGGUAUCCUCCCCGUGUCCGCCAACGACGACGGUCUGGCUACCGUGUUGGGACACGAAGUAGCGCAUCAGGUCGCGCGUCAUCCGGCUGAGAGGAUGAGUUCGAUGAAGGUGCUGUUUGCGCUGGGAUUCUUGCUGGAAACGUUGGGUCUGGAUGUCGGCGUUUCGAGAUUGCUUCUGACGUUCAUGCUUCAACUACCCAAUUCUAGAAAGAACGAAAGCGAAGCCGACUUUAUCGGUCUCCGUCUCAUGGCCCGCGCAUGUUUCAACCCCUCAGAAUCCACCCACAUGUGGGAACGAAUGUCCCAAUCCGAAGGCGGCGGUAAAGGCCUCAACGUCGAUUUCCUCUCCACCCACCCUGCUAAUGCUAAGCGGAUCAAACAAUUGACGCAGUGGUUGCCCGAGGUCAGUCCCGCUUCUUUGCCCAUCCCAAACUCAUCCCAUGGGAAAGAUGUCAAGGAGAAAGAGGGAAGAAGGAAGUGA